Scatophagus argus is the source of this 1794-nucleotide messenger RNA. Its product is annotated as coiled-coil domain-containing protein 106-like. Lineage: Eukaryota; Metazoa; Chordata; Actinopteri; Scatophagidae. The transcript has 7 exons. The record is from RefSeq and is a predicted model, not a curated record. Gene Ontology annotation, cellular component: nucleoplasm. The coding region runs from base 94 to 1170 and encodes 358 amino acids.
ACACAGAAGAACCGAAGACAAAUAAUAACAAGUUCGUCCGAAUCAUCUGAGUUAUUACUCAUCAGUAGCGGCGAGCUCGUGGAGUCUUCAGUCAUGAAUCCUGCGAGCAACAGAGACGAUACGAGCCCUCCAGAGCACUACAUGCAGCAGAGCUCUUCAUCGUCCUCAUCAGCAGCAGCAGGAGGAGGAGGAGGAGGAGGAUCUGGAUCUGGUUUGUAUCUGGAUGCCUACGAGGUUUCUUUUCCCCUGGAGGAGACUAUCGAGAGGCCUCCUGCAUACCACCUGAACCAGGGUCAGCAGAUGAUGGACGAGCCUGUGGUGCAGGAGCCUCCUCAUCCUCAGUACAGCCCCUUCAUCCUGGUCUCUAACCUGCGCGCUCACCUGUACGUCGCUCUGGAGAAGAACGCCUGGCUGCAGAAGCGCAUCGAGGAGCUGGAGGAGGAACGCAACUUCCUGCGCUGUCAGCUGGACCGUUUCAUCGUCAGCAUGAGGAGUCCGGAGGAGUGGUGUGGAGACUCCCAGCGCGGCGUGAAGGUCCAGCCUGCCAGCUCUCCCUCCCCUCCCUCCCCUAUGACCACCAGGUCUGGAAUGACCCUGAAGCGCCUGCAGGGACCAGGACCCCGGACCCGCCGCAGCGCCGCCAUCCCUGUCAAGCAGGAGUUUCAUCUGGAGGAGGAUAAAUACUACACGGAGGACGAGUACGUGGAGGAAGAGGAGGAGGAGGAGGAGGAAGACGAGGACUCGUCGCAGGAGAAGGGCUCAAAGAGGAAGGGCCGAGGGCGAGCCAACGGAGAGCCCAGGAUGAAGAUGAGGAGGAUCUUCAGGAUCACCCACGGGAGGGAGAGACAGAGAGUUAAGGACCCAGACGGGGUUUUGAUUCGUUAUAAGAAGAUCCUGACCACCUACCAGCGGGUGAGGAGCAUGUCCCGAGCCUUCCAGAUCCAUGGAGUCGACCGGAACACCAUGGCCUCCACCUCCCCCAUCGCCGAGCUGCUGCUGGUGGCUCCAGAGAAGGUCGCUGAGGUCGGGGAGUUUGAGGCAUCAAAGGAGAAGCUUUUGGAUUACGCUCGGCGUUGCUACAAGACGAUGGACGACCAGACGCACGCCAAGGUCCAGACCAUGAAGAAGACUCACAAGCUGCUGCCGAUCUCCUAUAGGUUCAGAAACUGAGUGACAGGAAGCUCGGGUUGAUGGAAGGUUCCUACACCAAACACGUAGGUUUUCUCUUGUUUUUCCAGCAUUUUUUUCAACUUUUAUUUGAAGCAGAUAUAAGAAAUGUGAGUAUUAAAAGAUACAUUAGAGGACUGACUUAGUUCAAAUAUGAUUUUGGCCAACAAACUACCUCAUUUAUUGAAAACUUUGAUUGUUUGUUUAUGGUGCUGCUGUUGGUUGGCAGGAUGUUUUCUUUUCUGCUUUUCAGUUGUAUUGAUGGGGAUUUUCAUUGCUGAUUGAAGUCUCACGUUUUGCUUUAUGUCAGGAAUUAACUGCUGCUAUACAUUUGGUAUAUUCAGUAUAUUUAAUUUGUGUAGAAUGUUUUUCUUUUUGAAUAUGUACAGACUUCAGGUGGUGUUCACUGAAAGGACGUUGUGUAUCAAACGCAACAGAAAUAUUUAUAGUAUUUUGUAGUUUAUUAUUUGUUAAAAUAUGUACAUUUAAUAUAUACAUGAUUGAAAAAGAGCAUUUGUUUCAUCACAUAUCUCAUGUAUAUUUGUAUGUGUGUAUGUUAUUUAUUUUUUUGUCAUUCAAAGGUUUGAAAUGUCAUUGCAUACAACAAAGUAAAAUACUUUAAAUGUG